This is a messenger RNA of Spinacia oleracea (spinach), 1445 nucleotides long. RefSeq lists its product as uncharacterized. The record is from RefSeq and is a predicted model, not a curated record. Gene Ontology annotation, biological process: mitochondrial respiratory chain complex III assembly. The transcript is spliced from 8 exons. Bases 268 to 1137 code for a protein of 289 amino acids. NCBI's taxonomy places the organism in Eukaryota, Viridiplantae, Streptophyta, Magnoliopsida, Caryophyllales, Amaranthaceae. Gene Ontology annotation, cellular component: mitochondrion.
UACCCGAAAAUGUCAAAAUCGGAACAACCCCGGACCACUCACUGAUUUCUAAACAAAUGUCCGAAAUUCCCCGGUUGAGAGAAGUCCACCUCCGUCCUCCGCAUUACAAUUCUCACUCCACGCUUUAAUAAGAGCGCGCGCUCUCUCUCUCUCUAUCCCCGGACCAAUCCUUGUUACAUCGUUUCAUUCGAAGUUACCCUAAUCUUCGACAAUCUGCAAUCCGCAAUCCGCAAACAGCAACUUAUAGCCAAAUUGUUCGGUUGUAAAAUGUUGUCACGAUGGAGUAGAGCUAUUGCUCAAAUUUCCAAUGCUGGAUCGCAAACCAGGAUUAUAGGGUUUAUGAAUGCCCAAAACACUCAAAACUAUGCCAAAGUUGCUGCCUUUACAAUGCCUUCUUCGUCUGAUUCCAUUCAUAAUAAAUCCGACAACGCUAGCAACCCCACUGUUAAGCUGGAUAAGUUGUUUUGGUCUAAGCCAUGUUCAUUAGCUCUGGCCAAGGAUUCACCUUUGAGGAUCGAGGAGCCAGACUACCAGGGUAUCCGCCGUUUCUUCCUCAAAUUGAUGCUCUUUUACAGUAAACAAAGCAAGUCUAUUCGAGGGGCAAAUGUGGUUUACAGACGUGUAAUUACACAGGCUGACAAACCUGCUAUUUACAAUGUCUUUAACAUAGAGAAGACUUUUAAAACUACGUUCUCCCUCCUCGUGCUACAUAUGUGGAUGUGCUUGCGACGGUUGAAGGAAGAAGGGAAAGAAGGUGUUGAAUUUGGUCAGUACGUGUACGAGAUUUACAAUCAUGAUUUGGAACUGAGAGUAUCCAAGGCUGGGGUUAACUUGCUAUUGACAAAGUGGAUGAAAGAUUUGGAGAAGAUAUUCUAUGGAAACCUUGUUGCAUAUGAUGCUGCCUUGCUUCCAGAAGCUGGUAAAGAUGAUCUUUCGAAUGUCAUAUGGAGGAAUGUGUUUUCCGAGGAUGGUGAAUCAGAACCGAGUGAUGCUGCUAGACGUCCUGUUCAGGCAAUGGCUCGGUAUGUUCGUCACGAAAUUAGUUGCCUCUCCCUAACUGAUAAAGAAGCCAUGUUCUCCGGAAACUUUAAGUUCAGCUCACUAGAGAAUCCACCUCUCAUUUCAACAAAACCAUGAUGGCAUAGAUUUUGGUUUGACCAAACAUACGGCGAGGUUAUGAUGCUAGGAAUAGUUUUCCAAUACAUUUAGAAUUUAUAAUGGGUUGUUUUCUUUUUUGUAGUUGUAAAGCUUGUUAACAACAGUUAUGUAGUGAGAUUUUGGCAUUGAUAGUUGUUAUUUUGCCUAAUCAUGAUGUAGGCUUCCUUUAAUUAUAUGGUUCCAUAAGUUUAAUCAUGUCCUCGAUCUUUUAAUACAGCUUAACUUCUGCAACAAAGAUGCCCAAUUGGCCAUCAAUAGAAAUAAAAAAAAGAUGCUCAGUUGUUUUA